CAUCGAGUCUAGGUCACUCUCAUCGGAGUCUCGGUAAGGUUGCUCCGGCGGACAGGGGCGUCGACUAACACUAGAGGGUUCCUCCCGGCUUCCUUCUACUACAAACUCGUCCCGUCCAUCGUCUAUACCAGCGGGAGGGCAAGAGAGGGGUUUCUAGGGUUUUAAUAGUUGCAGACAUUCAAAGUCGGGGAGAGAUGAGUAUCUGGAACUAUGUUGUGACUGCUCACAAGCCGACCAACGUCACCCAUUCCUGUGUCGGCAACUUUACUGGUUCGCAGGAGCUCAAUUUGAUCAUCGCGAAAUGCACUCGUAUCGAGAUUCAUUUACUCACUUCUCAAGGUUUACAGCCUAUGUUGGACGUGCCAAUUUAUGGAAGAAUUGCCACACUUGAGCUUUUUCGUCCGCAUGGGGAAUCACAAGAUCUGCUUUUUAUUGCAACUGAAAGAUACAAAUUUUGUGUUCUUCAAUGGGAUGCAGAGACAUCCGAGGUUAUUACAAGGGCAAUGGGAGAUGUCUCUGAUCGAAUUGGCCGUCCCACUGAUAAUGGGCAGAUUGGCGUAAUUGACCCAGAUUGCAGAUUGAUUGGACUUCAUCUAUAUGAUGGAUUAUUCAAGGUGAUACCAUUUGAUAACAAAGGCCAGAUGAAGGAAGCUUUCAACAUGAGGCUAGAAGAACUUCAAGUUUUGGAUAUCAAAUUCUUGUAUGGCUGUUCAAAGCCUACCAUAGUUGUUCUUUACCAGGAUAAUAAAGAUGCCCGUCAUGUCAAAACAUACGAGGUUUCAUUGAAAGAUAAAGAUUUUAUUGAGGGUCCAUGGUCUCAAAAUAACCUUGAUAAUGGAGCUGAUUUGCUCAUCCCUGUGCCAUCACCUCUCUGUGGUGUACUUAUUAUCGGGGAAGAAACCAUUGUAUAUUGCAGUGCCACAGCUUUUAAGGCAAUACCCAUUAGACCUUCCGUUACAAAAGCAUAUGGAAGGGUGGAUGCUGAUGGAUCUCGCUAUAUACUUGGGGACCACAAUGGGCUUCUUCAUCUACUUGUUAUAACUCAUGAAAAGGAAAAAGUUACUGGACUCAAAAGUGAGCUUUUGGGAGAGACUUCAAUUGCAUCAACAAUUUCUUACCUGGAUAAUGCUGUUGUGUAUAUUGGAUCUAGUUUUGGAGAUUCACAGCUUAUAAAGCUUAAUUUCCAGCCUGAUGCUAAAGGUUCAUACGUAGAAGUUUUAGAAAGAUAUGUCAAUUUGGGACCAAUUGUGGACUUCUGUGUGGUUGACAUUGAGAGACAAGGUCAAGGUCAAGUUGUAAUUUGCUCGGGGGCGUAUAAAGAUGGAUCACUUCGAGUUGUUCGCAAUGGAAUUGGGAUUAAUGAACAGGCAUCUGUAGAACUUCAAGGCAUCAAGGGAAUGUGGUCACUUAGAUCUGCUACAGAUGAUGCAUAUGACACCUUUUUGGUUGUGAGCUUUAUUAGUGAAACCCGAGUUUUGGCAAUGAACCUUGAGGAUGAACUCGAAGAAACCGAGAUAGAAGGUUUUAACUCCCAAGUACAAACUUUGUUCUGCCAUGAUGCCAUCCACAAUCAGCUCGUGCAGGUUACAUCAAGCUCAGUGAGAUUGGUGUGUUCUAGCUCCAGAGAGCUGAAAGACGAAUGGCAUGCUCCAUCCAGUUAUUCGAUCAAUGUCGCCACUGCAAAUGAGACACAGGUAUUAUUGGCUACCGGGGGUGGCCAUUUAGUUUACCUAGAAAUUGGCGAUGGAAAGUUGAUCGAAUCAAAACACACACAGUUGGAGCAUGACAUCUCCUGCUUGGAUAUAAAUCCAAUUGGUGAUAAUCCAAACUAUAGUCAUCUAGCUGCUGUUGGGAUGUGGACUGACAUAAGUGUUAGGAUAUAUUCUCUACCUGAACUGAAUCUCAUAAAAAAGGAGCCCUUAGGAGGAGAAAUAAUUCCUCGUUCUGUCCUUCUAUGUUCCUUUGAAGGGAUAUCUUAUUUGCUAUGUGCCCUUGGAGAUGGUCAUCUCAUGAAUUUCGUUUUGGACGUGCAUAGUGGUGAGCUAGCAGACAGAAAGAAAGUAUCUCUUGGGACUCAACCUAUAACUCUUCGCACUUUCUCAUCAAAGAAUGCCACACAUGUUUUUGCUGCUUCUGAUAGGCCAACUGUCAUCUAUGGCAGUAACAAGAAAUUGCUUUACAGCAAUGUGAACCUCAAAGAAGUUAGCCAUAUGUGUCCGUUCAAUUCUGCUGCCUUUCCAGACAGCCUUGCAAUUGCUAAAGAAGGUGAGCUAACAAUUGGCACCAUUGAUGACAUUCAGAAGCUUCACAUCCGCUCCAUUCCGCUCGGGGAGCAUGCGCGCCGUAUUUGUCAUCAAGAACGGACCCGCACAUUUGCAUUAUGUUGCUUGAAAUAUAAUCAGUCAAAUGCAGAAGAUACUGAAGUUCAUCUUAUCCGCUUGCUAGAUGACCAGACUUUUGAAUUCAUAUCAACUUACCCACUCGAUCAAUUUGAACAUGGCUGUUCCAUUAUUAGCUGCUCCUUCUCUGAUGAUAAUAAUGCAUACUACUGCGUUGGAACUGCAUAUGUAAUGCCUGAGGAAAAUGAACCUUCAAAGGGCCGCAUAUUAGUUUUUAUUGUUGAGGAUGGGAAGCUCCAACUAAUUGCAGAGAAAGAAACUAAAGGAGCUGUAUACUCAUUAAAUGCCUUUAACGGAAAAUUGCUUGCUGCAAUCAAUCAAAAGAUUCAGCUAUACAAGUGGAUGCUCCGCGAUGAUGGUACACGUGAAUUGCAGUCUGAGUGCGGACAUCAUGGCCAUAUACUAGCCCUCUAUGUUCAAACUCGUGGAGAUUUCAUUGUUGUAGGUGAUCUGAUGAAAUCAAUUUCUCUGUUGAUAUACAAGCAUGAGGAGGGUGCUAUUGAGGAGCGGGCUCGUGAUUACAAUGCGAAUUGGAUGACAGCUGUUGAGAUCCUUGAUGAUGAUAUAUACCUUGGCGCUGAGAACAACUAUAACCUCUUCACGGUCAGGAAAAACAGCGAAGGCACAACCGAUGAGGAGCGAAGCCGUCUCGAAGUGGUGGGUGAAUUCCACCUCGGCGAGUUUGUGAAUCGCUUCCGACAUGGUUCUCUGGUCAUGAGACUCCCUGAUUCGGACGUUGGUCAGAUACCCACGGUCAUCUUCGGCACGGUGAACGGUGUUAUUGGACUCAUUGCCUCACUUCCAUCCGAACAAUACACGUUCUUGGAGAAGCUGCAGUCAAAUCUAAGGAAAGUUAUAAAGGGUGUGGGAGGGCUGAGCCACGAGCAAUGGAGGUCGUUUUAUACAGACAAGAAAACCGUUGAUUCGAAGAACUUCUUGGACGGGGAUUUGAUCGAAUCGUUCCUUGAUCUUAGUCGGGCUCGGAUGGAUGAGAUAUCAAAGGCAAUGGACGUUCCCGUGGACGAACUCAUGAAGAGAGUCGAAGAGUUGACAAGGUUGCACUGAUCAUGAUGCAUUCAUGAUCCUUCUUGUUGUACAAGAACUACCACCAUAAUGUUGAUAAAUUAUAUUUAAUAUU
Molecule: messenger RNA, 3537 nt
Organism: Cuscuta campestris
Lineage: Eukaryota; Viridiplantae; Streptophyta; Magnoliopsida; Solanales; Convolvulaceae
Source: the annotation of a GenBank genome assembly